AUGGCUAGUCUAACUAUAAAAAAGAGUGCUUUUAUAGAUAAUUAGGCUUUAUUAUCUACAGGUGGAGCUAUCAAUUUGGUAAAUUCCAAUUUAAUGAUGGAAAAUUCUGUAGUUUCUUCAAAUUAGGCUUUAAUUGGUGGUGGAAUCUAUUAUUAAUAAAUAAUUCCUGAUUUUGUAUUAGAUUUGACAAAUAAAAUCAUUAAUAAUAACAUCAUCUCUUAAAAUUUCGCAAAGUUAUAUGGAAAUAAUUUAGGAUCUACAUUGAGAA
Tetrahymena thermophila SB210 is the source of this 268-nucleotide messenger RNA. RefSeq lists its product as hypothetical. The record is from RefSeq and is a predicted model, not a curated record. The annotation marks the transcript as partial. The transcript has a single exon. Lineage: Eukaryota; Ciliophora; Oligohymenophorea; Hymenostomatida; Tetrahymenidae.